Folsomia candida is the source of this 4395-nucleotide messenger RNA. RefSeq names its product xanthine dehydrogenase/oxidase (gene ry). The transcript has 36 exons. Gene Ontology annotation, molecular function: xanthine dehydrogenase activity; iron ion binding; molybdenum ion binding. The record is from RefSeq and is a predicted model, not a curated record. The coding region runs from base 251 to 4288 and encodes 1345 amino acids. Lineage: Eukaryota; Metazoa; Arthropoda; Collembola; Entomobryomorpha; Isotomidae.
UGAACCUUUCAGUAUGCAGUCAGCGUUUAAUUAGCACACAACGACUUGAAGAAAUACUGAAAUUUUCAGUGAUUAGACAUACUAAUAGAUAAAUACAUGCACACAAUUAGAUAAUCCAUCAGUGUGUCAGUGGGUCGGUGCAUACACGAAAAACACUGUAAUACGCAGAUACAUACACCGCUCUACAAUAUUCUCCGGUGUUCAACAUCUUGGUUUGGAUUUCAUCCUGCAUACAAAUACUUUGUAGACAAUGAUUCCCAAGAAGACAUCGUCCCUCAUCUUCUACGUAAAUGGACAAAAGAUUGUGGAUGAAAAUGUCAAUCCUGAAUGGACGCUGUUGACAUAUUUGAGGAAUAAACUACGGUUGACGGGAUCGAAGUUGGGAUGCGGCGAAGGAGGCUGUGGGGCCUGUACCGUCAUGCUGUCUCGGUUUGACAGAGAUACAAAGAAAAUUGUCAACUUUGCCGUGAAUGCGUGCCUAACUCCGAUAUGUUCGGUGCAUGGAUCAGCAGUAAUCACUGUCGAAGGCAUUGGAAAUGUGGCGAAUGGACUUCAUCCUGUUCAGGAAAGAAUUGCAAAGAGCCACGGCAGUCAAUGCGGAUUUUGCACCCCCGGAAUCGUAAUGUCCAUGUACACUCUGAUGCGGAACAAUUCUUUGCCAUCCAUGCAUGAAGUGGAAGUCGCUUUUCAGGGGAAUUUAUGCCGUUGUACCGGGUAUCGACCAAUUCUGGAGGGAUACAAAACCUUGACCAAAGAAGGUGCUGCAGGUGGGUGUUGCGGAAAAUUGCAAAACGGUGGUUGUUGCAUGCAAAACGGCACUAAAGAAAAUGGGACUUGCACCAAUGGAGGAGAUGCAGAAGAAGAGUAUGGACUUUUCAAUCCAAAUACUUUCAAAAAGUACGAUCCCUCGACGGAAUUCAUCUUUCCGCCAGAGUUGCAGCUAACAUCUGACUACGAUGAUCAAUACCUCGUAUUCAAUGGGGAGCGAGUUACAUGGUACAGGCCAACCAGUUUGGGACAACUGCUUGAGCUAAAGGCAAAAUAUCCGUAUGCAAAAAUUGUUGUGGGGAAUACAGAAAUCGGUGUGGAGGUGAAAUUCAAGAAUUGUUUGUACCCCGUCAUCAUUCAACCCACACGAGUCCCAGAGUUAGUUGAUGUCAAACUCGAGAGCAAAGGGGUUCGGUUCGGGAGUGCAGUAACACUUUCAGACAUGGAGACUGUCCUUCGAGAACAGAUUGCUACACAGCCGGAAUACAAAACUCGGGUGUUUUCAGCCAUUGUGGAAAUGCUUCGAUGGUUUGCAGGGAAGCAAAUUCGAAACGUUGCUGCUAUUGGAGGGAAUAUUAUGACAGGGAGCCCUAUAUCUGACCUCAACCCCUUAUUCAUGGCUGCUGGUUGUGAGCUAGAGCUUAAAAGCAAAGAUGAUCACAGAGUUGUUACGAUGGAUGACACAUUCUUUACUGGAUAUCGGAAAAACAUUUGCAAGUCGGAGGAAAUUUUACAGAGCAUUUUAAUACCAUACCUAAAAGAAGACGAAUACUUUUGGGGUUUCAAACAAGCAAAGCGCAGGGAUGACGAUAUUGCCAUCGUCAAUGCCGGCAUGUUUGUCCGAUUUGAAGUGGAGACUAAUACGAUUCAAAAGAUUUCGUUAGCGUUCGGUGGGAUGGCUCCGACGACUGUGAUGGCGAGAACGACGCAAUCAUCUCUGGUUAAGCGUCAGUGGAAUCAACACAUAGUACAAGAAGCAGCUAAGACUUUGAUCGAAGAUCUUCCUCUGGAUCCCAGCGCACCAGGAGGAAUGAUCGAAUUCCGACGGUCUCUAACGCUCAGUUUCUUUUUCAAGUUUUACAUGAUUGUUCAAGAGAAGCUGAAUCAAAGGUUGUCCUAUGUAAAACCUUUGCCAUCAAAUUUCAAGAGCGCUAUACAAGUUUAUCACAGAGGAGUUCCAAAAAGCUCGCAAAUCUCGCAGAUUGUUCCAUCAGGCCAGCCGGACCAUGAUCUCGUUGGUAAACCCAUACCUCACAUGUCCGGGAUGAAGCAGGCAACUGGUGAAGCUAUUUAUGUGGACGACAUGCCAAAAUUUGAAAAUGAGCUGUAUCUCGCAUUGGUUUUUAGUAGCAGAGCUCAUGCAAAAUUAAUAUCUGUUGAUGCAACCGAAGCAUUGCAGCAAGAAGGCGUAGUGGACUUUAUUUCAGCAAAGGACAUUCCAAAAGAACGAAACAAAAUGGGUGCAAUAAUUCACGAUGAGGAAAUAUUUGCCAGUAAAACUGUAACUUGCAUUGGGCAGCCAAUAGGCGCAAUUCUGGCGCAUGACCAAGCCACUGCACAGAGGGCAUCAAAAAUGGUGAAAGCGGAGUACCAAGAUAUCAAACCACUCAUCAUCACCAUUCAAGAUGCCAUCAAGCACAACUCAUUUUAUCAGGAUUGGAUUCGAAAUAUAAAGAAUGGAAAUAUUGAAAAAGGAUUUUCGGAAUCUGACCACAUUCUGGAAGGCGACAUGCAUCUCGGAGGUCAAGAGCACUUUUAUUUGGAAACUCAAGCGACAAUUGCUCUCCCAAAACUGGAGGACGGAGAGACAGAAAUAUUUUGCUCUACUCAGAACCCCACCGAGAUUCAGCUCUUGACGGCUGAAGCGCUGGGAGUCCCAGCUAACAGAAUAGUCGUUCGGACAAAGCGAAUGGGGGGUGGAUUUGGAGGGAAAGAGACGAGGUCAAUGAUGCUCGCAAUUCCUGUCGCUCUCGCAGCAAAUAAACUAAAACGUCCAGUCCGCUGCAUGUUUGAUCGGGAUGAGGACAUGGGUUGCAGCGGUACAAGGCACCCAUUUUUUUGCAGGUUUAAAGUCGGGGUAAAGAAUGAUGGACGUGUCAUGGCGUUGAAAAUGACUUUGUACAACAACGGAGGCAACUCUUUGGACUUGUCCUGUUCGGUAAUGGAAAGGGCAUUAUUCAGUGCUGACAAUGCUUACAAUAUUCCAAACGUUGACUUUACUGGAUACGUCUGCAAAACCAAUUUACCAUCAAAUACCGCAUUUCGUGGAUUUGGUGGUCCACAAGGAAUGAUGUUCACGGAAAAUGUAUUUGAUCAAAUUGCGGACAAGUUAAAUAUUGAUCCCAUCCAGCUUCGAGAAAUCAACAUGUAUAAAGAAGGGGACGAAACGCAUUACAACCAACCCUUAGAAUAUUGCACCAUUCCAAGAUGCUGGUCAGAAUGCAAAGCCAACUCAGAGUUUGCCAAAAGGCGACAAGAGGUCGAUGCAUUCAAUGCAGAAAAUCGUUGGAAAAAGCGAGGAAUCUCCUUAAUUCCUACAAAAUUUGGAAUUGCUUUCACCGCACUCUUUUUGAAUCAAGCUGGGGCACUGGUAAUGGUAUACAGAGAUGGUUCGGUACUUAUUAGCCACGGUGGGACCGAAAUGGGACAAGGACUUCAUACAAAAAUGAUCCAAGUGGCGAGCAGAGCGAUGCGAAUCUCCAGCGACAAAAUACACAUUAUGGAAACUUCUACUGAUAAAGUACCAAAUACUUCACCCACCGCUGCAAGUGCGGGGUCAGAUUUGAAUGGAAUGGCAGUUUUGAAUGCCUGCAAUCAAAUAAUGGAACGACUCGAACCAUACAUAACAGCUAAACCCAAAGGACGAUGGGAGGACUGGGUCACGGCGGCAUAUUUCGACAGAGUUGGACUCUCUGUUGCUGGAUUUUACAAGACGCCUGGGAUUGGUUUCGAUUUUAAAGCGAAACUUGGAAAACCAUUCAACUACUUUUGCUUCGGAGCUGCUUGUGCAGAAGUUGAAAUUGAUUGUCUAACAGGGGAUCAUGAAGUCCGUCGUUGCGACAUAGUCAUGGAUGUCGGAGAAAGCAUAAACCCAGCUAUCGACAUUGGUCAGAUUGAGGGUGGUUAUAUGCAAGGUUAUGGACUGUACACCCUCGAAGAACUGCGCUAUUCUCCACAAGGUCAUUUGCUGACAAAAGGGCCAGGGAUGUACAAACUUCCAGGCUUUGGAGACAUUCCUGAAGAAUUUAACGUUUCUCUGCUUAGAGGAGCACCGAACGCGAAAGCAGUGUUCUCAUCAAAGGCGGUAGGGGAACCCCCUCUCUUUCUCGCUGCUGCGGCAUUCUAUGGAAUUAAAGACGCCAUAAAGUCAGCUCGCAAAGAGCAAAGUAUCACGGGACCUUUCCGUUUAGAUUCGCCAGCAACUGCAGAAAGAAUUCGAAUGGCCUGUAUUGACCAGUUUACAGAGAAGUUCCCAACUCCAGCUUCAAACACAUUUAAACCAUGGUCUGUAACUGUGUAAUAUGCGGUUAAUGUACAUAUACACAGUUUCAUUAGUAGAUUUUCACAGUAGCGAUACAUGACAGAUGAUGUAUGAAGAAAAAAUAAAAAACUUGUUGUUUACCAUUA